UGACUGCCCCAGGAAUUGGGAGGGGCAAGGGCGGGUCUAAAACGCUGAGUGCUAGUUCUUGGUUGCUAUGGUAACGCGUCAGCUCGGACAGAGCUGGUGGUGGAGCCUGCAGCUGAAGCGACCGCAGAGAUGCCACUAAGCACAAGGGAUACCUCAAGCCCUUCAUCCACUGCUUCCAACCGGUCACGGAACAGGACUCGCUAUCGGACCAAAGCCAUGAACUCUGAGGUAGACGAGAGCCUUUUUGGAGGUAUCAAGCCUUCAUCCCAGGGCAAGAGCGACAGCCCUAUCGUGGUGAUCCGUGAUAAGCAUGCCAUCCGAAAAACUCUCAGUGCGCUGGGCUUGGACCACAAGCCGGAGACAAUCCAGCUCAUCACCAGAGACAUGGUCAGAGAGCUCAUUGUUCCCACAGAAGACCCAUCUGGGGAAUCUCUAAUCAUCAGCCCUGAGGAGUUUGAGCGGAUCAAAUGGGCAUCCCAAGUCCUGACCAAAGAAGAAUUGAAUGCUAGAGAGCAGGCCCUCAAGAAGGAGAAGGAAGCCAUUUUGGAAGCAGUCACAAUUCGCAAGAAGAUCAUGAAGCAGAAGGAGAUGGCCUGGAACAAUAACAAGAAGCUAAGUGACCUGGAGGAGGUGGCCAGGGAUAGGGCCCAGAACCUUCUGCAGAGAGCCAGCAAGCUCCGCAUGGAGCAGGAGGAGGAGCUCAAGCACAUGAGCAAGAUUAUUCUGAAUGCCAAGUGCCAUGCCAUCCGGGAUGCCCAGAUCUUGGAGAAGCAGCAGAUAAAGAAGGAGUUGGAUGAAGAGGAGAGGCGGUUGGAUCACAUGAUGGAAAUAGCCCGGCGGGAAUCCCUCCAAAGGCAGGAGGAUCGGGAGAGGAAAAGGAGGGAGGAGAGAGUACGGGGAAACCGGCACAUAGUGGAGCAGAUGAAGAAGAAUGAAGAGGAGAGAUCGCUGCAGGCAGAGCACCGCGAACAGGAGAAGGAGCAGAUGCUGGCGUACCUGGAGCGGCUCCAGGAGGAGGAUUUGCAGGAUCUGGAACGAAGACAUCAGGAAAAGCUGAAGAUGCAAGCUGAAAUUAAACGUAUCAACGAUGAGAACCAGAGGCAGAAAGCAGAGAUGCUGGCACAGGAGAGGCUGGCAGACCAGAUGGUGAUGGAAUUUACCAAGAAGAAGAUGGCUCGGGAGGCAGAGUAUGAAGCUGAGCAGGAGAAAAUACGGAAGGAGAAAGAGAAGGAGAUCGCCCGCCUGAGGGCCUUGCAGGAGAAGGCGCAGGAUUAUCGAGCAGAGCAGGAUGCCUUGCGGGCCAAGCGCAACCAAGAGGUUGCAGAUCGAGAGUGGCGCCGAAAGGAAAAGGAAAACGCGAAGAAGAAGAUAGAGACAGAGGAAAAGCUGCGCAAAAGCCGGCUGGAGCAGGUGGCAUUCAAGGAACACACACUGGCUGUUCAGGUUCAGCGGGACCGAGAUGAGUUCGAGAGGAUCCUUCGGGCUCAGAGACAGCAGAUUGAGAAGGAGAAGCAGGAGCAGGAGAAAAAGGCCGCGGGGUGCCUCCAGCAUGCCAACGAGCUCCGAAGGCAGGUGCGUGAGAACCAGCAGAAGCACGUGCAGAACCGGCUCGCUACCUUCGAAGAGGGCCGACGCCUCAAGGAGGAAGCCGAGAAGCGUCGGGAGCGCAUCGAGGACAUCAAGAAACAAAAGCUGGAAGAGCUGAGAGCCACCGGACUUCCUGAGAAGUACUGUAUCGAAGCUGAACGCAAAGCCAACAUCCUGCCAACGACUUCUGUAAACUGAAGGGGGAGCCUCCGUGGUCUCUGGGAGAGCAUGGAUUCAGCUUCGUCCUUGGGGCAUCCGAGUUGCUGCUUAACCUCGACAUUUCAUAGUUACAGAUUAAAGCUAUUCUAUUCUCUAA
This is a messenger RNA of Mastomys coucha (southern multimammate mouse), 1903 nucleotides long. RefSeq names its product cilia and flagella associated protein 45 (gene Cfap45). The record is from RefSeq and is a predicted model, not a curated record. NCBI's taxonomy places the organism in Eukaryota, Metazoa, Chordata, Mammalia, Rodentia, Muridae. The transcript has 12 exons. Bases 130 to 1785 code for a protein of 551 amino acids.